Messenger RNA from Acanthoscelides obtectus, 1167 nucleotides. The record is from the annotation of a GenBank genome assembly. Lineage: Eukaryota; Metazoa; Arthropoda; Insecta; Coleoptera; Chrysomelidae.
GCUUGACAUUUAUUCGGAUUACAACCUCUAAAAAUUUUGACAUGUCUUCAUGAAAACAUCAAAACACGUUUUCCACAAUUUCCAUAGAAGAAAUCAUAAUUUUUAGCAUAAUAUAAAAUAAUAAUGGCGGAGGCUAUGAAACAAACUGUAGCUACUAUGCUUAAAGGCAUAGAAAGGUACAACCCUGAUAAUUUACCAACUUUAGAACGUUACGUGGAAAUUCAGUCUCGUGAGAAUGCAUAUGAUUUGGAAGCCAACUUAGCAGUGCUCAAAUUGUAUCAAUUCAAUCCACACAGGUUCAAUACAAAUAUUGUUUGUCAAAUUCUUCUAAAAGCCCUGACAAACCUCCCACAUACAGAUUUCAUGCUUUGCAAAUGUCUGCUUUACGAGAAACAAUUAUCCAUUGAGCCAAUUGACCAGAUUGUUUACCUGGCGGACAUUCUAGAGCAGUGUAAUUUUCAAGCUUUUUGGACUAGGGUUCUAACUGAUCAAGACCUCACCCAAAGCAUCACUGGUUUUGUGGACUCCAUCAGGAAAUUUGUCUGUCAUGUUGUGGGAAUCACGUAUCAGACUAUUGAUCAACACCACUUGGCUCAACUUUUAGGUGACAUCGAUGACAGCACAUUAAAAAUAUGGAUUAAAAAAUACGGAUGGAAGGAGAUUGAGAAUAAUUUGGUAUUUAUUGCCAACCAAGAUGAAAACAUUAAGACUAAGAAUAUCAAUGAAAAGAUUGAUUUUGAUAGUGUAGGAGCUAUUAUGGCAUCAUGUCGUUGAUAAAAGUGUUUUUUUUUACUGGAAGAAUUGAAAUAUAAUUUGACACACAAUAGAAACAUCCACCUUUCUUAUCCCAAUUCAUUAAAAUAAUCCUGUAACCAAAUUCAAUUCCUUCCACUUCAAGUAUUUGCCCAAUAAAAUACUGACGUUUCAGCUGUCAUGGCAGAUUUUUUGGAAGUACGCAUAUUAUAAUUCAGAAACCUCCACCUAGUUUCCAACUGACAAAACCAAUAAAAUCAUUAACUUGUUCAAUUUUUCGUAGUUAUGAGAACAGUUAAUAACUCUUCCGAUUGUGCCAUUUUGUUUUAUUAUCUUGUAUCACAUAUGUAUCAGGUGCUUGGUAUUUUUCACAAUUUGACAUAUAUUCGGAAAAAUCUCUGUAAAUAAAGUCGC